CGACGACAGCGUCCAGGGCGAAACGACUACAGCUAUGCGCUCUUCAAGUUGUCUGGCCCGCUGUGCAAGGGUGAAAGUAUUGGAUUAACUAUUAGUUAUCUUUAACGACUGGAAUUUGACUCAACCUAUCCUCAAAAUGAUGCAUUUCCUGCUGCUCUUCAGUCGCCAAGGCAAGCUCCGCCUCCAGAAGUGGUUCACGCCCAUCCCUGAGCGAGAGAAGAAGAAGAUCGUCAGGGACAUGACCACCAUGGUGUUGGGGCGGAAACCACGCUCCUGCAACUUCCUGCACUGGAAAGACCUGAAGAUCGUCUACAAGAAGUAUGCCAGUCUGUAUUUCUGCUGUGGUCUGGAUGCUGAGGAGAAUGAGCUGCUAGCCCUAGAGGUGCUGCAUCGCUAUGUGGAGCUGCUGGACAAGUACUUUGGCAAUGUAUGUGAGCUGGACAUAAUAUUUAACUUUGAAAAGGCUUACUUCAUCCUGGAUGAGUUUCUGUUGGGGGGAGAGGUACAGGAGACGUCCAAACAGGUCGUAUCCCGCUCCAUCGAGGCCUCAGACAUGCUACAGGAGGCUGAGAUUGACAACAGUGAUUAUGAUCUGGAGCUUGGAUGGCCUUGAAUUUGGACAAAGACCAUGGAGGAAUACAUGAGCAAGCCUGCGUUCUAAUACUGGAACCGGGGAUCUACACACAAGAAGGAAUGUGGAACACAGGACCAUUCCAGAACUGGAAGACUUCCUACUGUACAGAAUCCAUGGAAUUACGAGUUCCAGAAUUCUAUUUCUAUGACGGAAUUUGUCUGCUGAGGUGGGCAGGAUGUUUUAUCCUGGAUUGUUGUGUUCUAAAUACGGCUUUAUUUUUCCUCUUAAGGUAAGGACGAGACUUUAGCUGUUAUUAUUGAUAUGAUCACCCAUCCCCCUGGAUCCUUGAAGUAGUUACUGAAAACUAUGGUUAUAACAAUCCUUAUAUAUCACCACGAAGUGCUUUUGAAUCAAUUCUUGAUUUCUUCAAUGACAUGUUGUGCAUGUAAGAUUAUAUGGAAAUUGAAGAAGUGCCUCUUUAGAAUAUGUUUUUGAAUUUGCAUUUUAAAUGCAUCUUGUAGACUAGCCUUGUUUUGUAUAAUCUUGGUUGGGACUAGCCUUUUUGGAAAGGGAAUUAUUUAUCUGGGUGAAUGUUACGGUUUGUUUUUUAUAAAACUAAUUAUUGAUUUUGAAUGUUGACGACGUUGGAAUUAAAGUGCAUUUUGAUACUUGAA
Messenger RNA from Oncorhynchus tshawytscha (Chinook salmon), 1248 nucleotides. RefSeq names its product AP-1 complex subunit sigma-3. NCBI's taxonomy places the organism in Eukaryota, Metazoa, Chordata, Actinopteri, Salmoniformes, Salmonidae. Gene Ontology annotation, cellular component: AP-1 adaptor complex; membrane coat; intracellular membrane-bounded organelle. Bases 137 to 613 code for a protein of 158 amino acids. The transcript is spliced from 6 exons. Gene Ontology annotation, molecular function: clathrin-cargo adaptor activity. The record is from RefSeq and is a predicted model, not a curated record. Gene Ontology annotation, biological process: intracellular protein transport; vesicle-mediated transport.